CAGAACUAUACCCAAACUCUCAGAGCUCCAUCUCUCUCUCUAUCUCUUAAUUUCUUUUCAAUCAUCGCCACCUUGUUCCAAUCUCUAUAAUCCUCUGAGAAUAGAUAUACAAAAGCUGCUGUGUAUAUAACAAGAUUUUAAUUUUUGUUUUCUGGAUUCUUUUGUGUGUGUAUAGUGUGAAUUGAUCGAUUGAUUGAUCAGUGUUGAAGUUGAAAUUGUGGAAUUCUUUCUGGAAAGUAAAUUGUUUGGUUGGUGAUGGAGAUGGGAGUAGAGUCGCCGGAGAUGGUGGUGGUGGCUGGAGGAGUAGCGAUGGAGAUUCCGGUGUCCGAUGAUGGAACGACGUCGCUUUCGCCGCCGACUAUUCCGCCUUGGCUUCGCCAGAAGCUGUCGGAGGCCAAAACUUCUCCGCCUACUGUUGAAGAAAUCGAAGCCAAACUUCGCGGAGCCGAUCUUCGUCGACAGAAAUUCUAUGAGUAUCUGUCAAGUAAAGCCAGGCCGAAGCCACGAAGCCCCACACAAUCUAUGGCUGGAGAAGAAGACCUUGGGCAACGCCUUGAGGCUAAACUUCAAGCUGCCCAGGAGAAAAGGAUGAGCAUUAUUGCUAAAGCCCAGAAGCGGCUGGCUAAGCUUGAUGAGUUGCGGCAAGCAGCUAAAACUGGAGCAGAAAUGCGAUUCAGAAAAGAGCGAGCUGAGUUAGGUAACAAAGUGGAAUUGCGGGUUCAGCAGGCUGAGGCUAAUAGGUUGCUUAUACUUAAGGCUUAUAACCAAAGGAGGGCCUCUCUGAGGGAGAGGACAUCUCAAUCAUUAUUACAAAGAAUGGCUCGAGAAAGUAAGUACAAGGAGCGUGUAGGCGCAGCCAUUUGCCAGAAGCGUGCUGCAGCAGAAAAGAAGCGAAUGGGAUUGCUGGAAGCGGAGAAGAGGAAGGCUUGUGAUAGGGUCAUGCAAGUCCAAAGAGUGGCAAAGUCUGUUUCUCACCAGCGAGAGAUCAAGACGAGGGAAAUGAAAAACAAGUUAGAAGACAGACUACAGAGGGCAAAGAGACAGAGGGCAGCAUAUUUGAUGCAGAGAGGAAGACAGCAUAUUAACAGCAAUUACAAUAAAAUGCAUGAGCAAGCUGAUCACCUCUCCAUAAAAUUAGCAAGGUACUGGAGGCAAUUCCGUAAGCAGAGUAAAACCACCUCACAUCUUGCUAAUGCUUAUAACAUAUUAAAUAUCAAUGAAAGCUCAGUGAAGAUGAUGCCAUUUGAGCAGCUUGCACUUCUCAUUGAAUCUAGUUAUACUCUUCGGACUACAAAGGCCUUGCUUGAUCGACUUGAAUUCCGUUACAAGUUGUCACGUGAGUUUAGCAGUGCUUCUAAUGCCUCUAGUUGGGAUGAUAUCGAUCACCUUCUCAAGCGUGUUGCUUCCCCUAAAAGAAUGGCUAGACCAAGGAGAUCUAUCUCCAAUGGGGAUGCAAAGAAAGCAGGUUCUUGCAAAGCUGCUGUAAGAUCCCCUGUUAAGUUGUCACGGUACCAGGUUCGAGUGGUGCUCUGUGCUUAUAUGAUACUAGGUCAUCCCGAUGCAGUGCUCAGUGGUCAAGGCGAACGUGAGGUUGCUCUAGCAACAUCUGCAGAGAAAUUUGUCCAAGAGUUUGAACUGUUGAUUAGAAUAAUAUUAAAUGGGCCAACACUGACUUCAGAUAAUUCAACAGUAGAACGUAAAACUUUCAGGUCACAGCUUGCAGCUUAUGAUUCAGCAUGGUGCUCUUAUUUGAAUAGUUUUGUGGUGUGGAAGGUUAAAGAUGCUCAAUCGUUGGAGAAAGAUUUGGUGAGAGCUGCAUGCCAGCUUGAAAUCUCUAUGAUUCAGACAUGCAAGAUGACACCUAAAGGUGAUAGUGGUCCUCUUACUCAUGAUAUGAAGGCUGUCCAGAGACAGGUUACUGAAGACCAGAGACUUUUAAGGGAGAAAGUGCAUCAUCUAAGUGGAGAUGCUGGUAUCGAGCGCAUGGAAAAUGCACUUUCUGAUACACGUGAGAAGUAUUUCCAGUCUAGAGAAAAUGUAUGCCCUGCUUCUCAGAGUUCCUCAUCUUCUGUUGGUCAAACAGUUGAAAAAAAUGACAGUCUCAGGCCUAGCCGUGUGGUGAGGUCCUUGUUUAGGGAUGGGUCUGAUCCAAAGGAAUCUAGUGUUUCUGCUCCUAGCACUAAUAACCCACAAUAUGCUGCUGAGGGAUUGGACUUGGAGAAUGAGUUGAUUGUGAAUGAAUGUGUGCAUGGACAGAAUCUUGAUUUUGCUGAUAGUAGAAAUGAGCUUGAAGCUGGUAUCAAGGCAAAAGUAAGAGAGACAAUGGAGAAGGCAUUUUGGGACAAUAUCAUGGAAUCCAUGAAGGACAAGCCUAACUACAGCUGCAUUGUUGACCUAAUGAAAGAGGCGAGAGAUGAACUUUGCAAUGUGGCUCCUCAGAGUUGGAGACAUGAUAUUACUGAAGCUAUUGAUCUGGACAUUCUCUUUCAGGUGCUAAGCUCGGGUAAGCUAGACAUAGCUUAUCUUGGAAAGAUCAUGGAGUUCACGCUGGGCACUUUGCAGAAACUGGUCUCUCCUCUCAAGGAGCAUGAGCUAAAGACAAGUCACCAGAAGUUAUUGACAGAGCUGUCUGAGAUUUGCCAGGCCAAUGAUGGGUCAGAGAAUCCAGUUAUCUUCGCAUUAAUUAGGGGUUUGCGCUUCGUGUUAGAAAAGAUCCAGGAACUCAAGCAAGAGGUUAGCAAAGCACGCAUUAGAAUGUUGGAACCUGUUUUGAAGGGGCUGGCUGCUUUUGAUUAUCUGGGGAAAGCUUUUAUCAAGCGUUAUGGGCCUCCCUCUGAUGCUAUUACUGCUUUACCGUUGACAAUGCAGUGGCUUUUGCCUGUUAGGGGUAACAUGGAUCAAGAAUGGAAUGAACACAAAAAUGCGCUCUCUGAAUUAAGACGGCAAGGUACUUCUUCUCAAACCUUCAUUCCAAACACCACACUUCGAACUGGAGGAAGCUUUGCCGUCAAAAUGAUGGGAAACCCAACAUUACCUUCUCCAUCUACUCCAAUGGAUUUAAUAGAAUGCAAUGGAAAUAAAGUUGAUUUAUGUGUGAGGCUUGGCUUGCUAAAAUUGGUCAAUGGGAUGACCGGUCUGACGCAAGAAACGUUGCCAGAAACUCUGAAGCUCAAUCUCCUUAGGCUAAGGGGUGUCCAAGCAAACAUUCAAAAGAUAAUUGUAAUUGCUACCAGCAUUCUAGUCCUACGCCAGACGCUUCUUAGUCUAAAAAUGGUAGGCAGUCCAGCAGACACGGAAAGGGUGACCCAAACCAGCGUCAAGCGCCUCUCUGAACUGCUGGACUCUGCCAAAGAUGCCGGUAUUCAAGACAUCAUCUCGACCCUGUCCAAAGUGCUGGAGCAGGACAACUGCGUGGACACGACAAAGCUUCACUCUAUGAAGAAUAUUUCAAUCAGGAUGCUAUCUAAGAGCCUGCAAUCCGAGGACCCCGUCUUCCUUCGAGUCUCCCGCGCCAUAUAUAUGGCUGGACGAGGAGUUGUACUCGGAGGCCCCGGGGAACAGGGAAAGCAAUUGGCAGAAAAUGCACUGCGUCAGGUAGGAGCCGCGGCUCUAGUCAACGAAAUCAUGGAAGUAGCUACUGUAUUACUGGUUGCAGCUUCUGUGACAGUCAAUGUUCACGGUCCUUGGUACGCACGUCUCAUAGGAGAUAUGUGAAGUGAAGAAAAAUUAGCAUUCAUUUGUACAUAUGAUAGGGUUGGGUCUUCUAGAAUAAUUGGCAUUGUAUUUAUUGUGCAUAAAUAAUGAAAACAGUACUGCGUAAUAGCUUGCUAGUAUGUAUUUGUAUGGUGGUGAAGUGUUCCAAAAUGUACAAACCUUCUGUAAUUAAUUUGCUUUAUACAUCUGUAA
Molecule: messenger RNA, 3906 nt
Organism: Ipomoea triloba (trilobed morning glory)
Lineage: Eukaryota; Viridiplantae; Streptophyta; Magnoliopsida; Solanales; Convolvulaceae
Exons: 11
Coding region: 256-3714 (1152 amino acids)
Biological process (GO): signal transduction
Source: RefSeq, a predicted model, not a curated record